GUCAAGAUUAAUUGCUACAUCACGACACUUAAUAGUACUUAAAGGGCCAGGCCACACGACUUGCGGGACUUUGCGGCCUUCUUACAUUAGGUAACUGAUGAUAGACGACGAUGGUUGCACUUGUGAAGUAGUAUAUUAGUUGUUGGGAUCUACCACCUCGUACAACGUGGGCGCGAGCAGCGAGCAUCGCUGCCGCGCCCGUAGAUAGCCACCAUGAAGUUCAACCUAGAGGGGCUGACGGUGUACUUUCCCUAUGAGUACAUCUAUCCCGAACAAUAUCGGUAUAUGCUGGAGCUCAAACGCGCUCUGGAUGCACGGGGUCACUGUCUUCUGGAGAUGCCCACCGGUACCGGCAAGACCAUCACGCUGCUCUCCCUCAUCACCAGCUACCAGCUGGCGCACAAGGAGGUGGGCAAGCUCAUCUACUGCACACGAACCGUGCCGGAGAUGGAAAAGGUCCUCGCCGAGCUGGCCGAGCUGAUCGAGUACCGCUCCAAGUACCUGGGCCGGGGUCCGGGCGCCAACGAGAUCCUGGCUCUGGGGCUGUCCAGCCGCAAGAACCUGUGCAUUCACCCGCGGGUGGCGGAGGAGGGCUCCCGAGAGAGUGUGGACGCGGGGUGCCGCCGGCUGACGGCCGCCUGGGUGCGCGAGCGGGCGGCGGAGCGACGCAACGCGGCAGCGGG
Molecule: messenger RNA, 683 nt
Organism: Astrephomene gubernaculifera
Lineage: Eukaryota; Viridiplantae; Chlorophyta; Chlorophyceae; Chlamydomonadales; Astrephomenaceae
Source: the annotation of a GenBank genome assembly